Messenger RNA from Clonostachys byssicola, 1863 nucleotides. The record is from the annotation of a GenBank genome assembly. NCBI's taxonomy places the organism in Eukaryota, Fungi, Ascomycota, Sordariomycetes, Hypocreales, Bionectriaceae.
AUGUGUCGCUCAAUGCAGCGCAUCGACAUUAACUCGGCCUCCAAUUACGAGUCUGCCGUUACUAAACACUCCGAUAUCGAAGUCAGCAUAGACUUUGAGCGCAACAUUCUCAGCGGCACGACAACAAUCACCCUCGAGUCGCGCGAGGCACAGGGGGUUGCCGAGCUAGUCCUUGACACAAGCCUCCUCGAGAUCCAUAGAGUCUUCGUCUCUGACAGUCCGGCGCGAUGGGACCUCAAGCCUCUUGUCGAGCCAAACGGCCGCCCGCUUCACAUUACACUGGACAAUGUCUACAGCCUUGGUGAAACCUUCACCGUUGACUUCCAGACGAAACCCAACUCUACAGGCCUUCAGUGGUUCAAACCUGGCCAGACCGAUGACAAGAAAUACCCGUUCAUGUUUUCGCAAUGCGAGCCGGUGCACGCCCGCUCCAUUUUCCCCUGCCAGGACACACCGUCAAUCAAGACCACAUUCACCAUACGUAUAUCUUCAGUCCUGCCCGUUGUAGCGAGCGGCGUCCCCGAGCACGACCUGGUCUUCCCUCUCGUCAACGAUAUAUCCGAGGCCAAAAUCUACACCUUCCAGCAGACUGUCCCCAUAUCAAACUACCUCUUUUCAAUCGCGAGCGGGAACUUGGUGGGAGCACAAAUUACCCCUCGAAGCUACUUGUACUGUGCACCUGGUGACUUGGAAGCCUGCAAGGCGGAGCUGCAACCCGAUUUAGAGGCCAUUAUGGCCAGCGCCGAGAAACUGAUCUACGAGUAUCCCUGGCCAUGGUACAACUUGGUCAUCUUACCAAAGUCCUUUCAUUUGGGUGGCAUGGAGAACCCUGUCUUUAACUUUUACAGCGCUACAGUUAUAUCCGGCGACCGAGAGAACAUCUCGGUUGUAGCACAUGAGUUUGCUCACAGCUAUAGCGGUAAUCUCGUAACUAAUGCUUCUUGGGAGCACUUCUGGCUCAACGAGGGUUGGACGGUCUAUAUUGAGCGUCAUAUUCUGCGUGAGCUACGCGGGGAAGAUGAGAGGACCUUCCACUCUAUCGUGGGAUGGCAAGAUCUCCUUUAUGGCAUCGAAUCGUACGGCGGCGACCAAAGUCCCUCGACUCGACUUGUCCUGGACUUUGAAGGUCAGCGGCCAGAUGAUGUCAUGUCAAAGAUUUCAUACGAAAAGGGCUACACCUUUUUAUGCUACCUGGAGAGCAUCUUGGGUCAGAAAGAAUGGCUCAGAUUUGUUCCGCAUUACUUUAAGACCUUCUUCUGCAAAUCAGUAGACUCAUCACAGUUCAAAUCUUGCCUAUUCGACUUUUACGCUUCGGAUGCCGAGGCUAUCUCAAUUCUCGAGCGCGUGGAUUGGGAAGCCUGGUACCACAAGCCUGGGGCACCCCCUAAGCCCAAUUUUCAAUGCAAACUCUACGAUGAUUGCAUCCAGCUAACAAACAGGUGGACCAACCUGUCAACACAAUCAAUGUACCGACCUUCCCCCCAGGACAUGCGCGGCUGGACCGUAGCCCAGAUUCUAGUUUUCCUGGACACCUUGAUACGGAGCCCCAACCAAAUUCCUCUCGACUACGUAAAGCAGCUCGAGUCGGUAUAUGGACUUGCAAAAUCCAAGAAUCUCGAGGUAAUCUCACGAUACCUGCGCGUGGCUCUACGGGCCAACGAUCGAGACGCCAUCGAGCCGACAAGGAAGGUUUUAGCUGAAACGGGCCGGAUGAAGUUUGUGCGACCACUAUUCGAAUGUCUCAUUGCGGUAGAUGGCAAAAUAGCCUCCGAGACUUUUCAGGAGCUAAAAGACUUCUAUCACCCGACCUGUGUCAGGCUGAUAGAGAAUGUGUUGCAUGGAAAAGGGCUUCUUCAGGCGUGA